AUGUCAUCUCGUAAUAAUUCUUGUGAUACUGCUGUUGGAUUAUAAUCAAGUAUUCUAUUAAUAAUUUACAUGAGAACUUAUUGCAUUAAAAGCAGAAUUAAAAAAAGCAUAAAGUGUAAUAAUCUAAUAGUAACAUAUGUUAUAAGUCUAAAAAUAAUUGAUGGAUCGAAAAUAAUCAAUAGAUAAAGUCAAACAAAAAUUAAUAAAUAAUUUAAAUCUUGAGAAUCAAUCAUUAGUAAAUAUAACAUAUAUAUAUAUAACAGUAAAAUCAAGUUAAAAAAUUCGAAAAAUUAAUACAAGAAAAGAACUAAGAACUUGAAAAAUUAUCUUUAAUAAAUAAAAAUUUAACAGCUGCCAAUAAUUAAUUACUCUCUGAAAUCACCAAACAAUUAAGUGGACCAACUUCAGAAGAAAAAGAAAUUAGAAUUUAAUAAAUAAAGAGAUUAUCAAUCAUUGAUACAAGACCACCACCUCCUCCACCUCUACCAUUGCCACCAUAAAAAGUUAAAUAAUAAUAAGAAUAAUAACGUAAAAAACCAAAAAGAUAAUUAAAAUAAUUACAUUGGGAAGCUGUUUUGAUGUAAAAAAUAGAAUAAACUUUUUGGAAUGAUAUGGAUGAUUUAACUAUUAAAGUAGAUUUUGAAUAAUUAGAAGAAUUAUUUUAUUAAUAAGUAAAUGCUCCUUAAUAAUAAUAAAUUACUGUAUAAAUAUAAUAACCAACAUUAAAUUAACACAUUUAAAUUUUAAAUUAAGAAAGAUCGGUAUAUAUUUAAUAUAAAAAUAGAGAAGUGUAGAAUUAGUAAUAGCAAAAUAUAGACUUACAAGUUAAUUAGUAAUAUAAGCUGUAAGUAAUAUUGAUCUAAAGUUUUUGGAUGGAGAGAAGAUAGAGGCUUUGAUGAAAUGUUUGCCAUAAGGAAAAGAAAUAGAAUAAAUGGAAAAAGUUAAAUCUAUGAGAGAUAAUCAAUAAAUAAAGUUGAAUAUUCCUGAGAAAUUCUUAGUAGAAUUAUAUGAUAUGCCAUUUUUUGAAGAAAGAUUAUGUUCCAUAAGUUUUAAAAUGAGUUUUAUUGAGAUUAAGAAAUCAAUUGAUAGUAAAAUUUAAUUGGUUAAGAAUACAUGUUAAUAAUUAUUAUAAUGUAAAUAUUUAGAGAAAUUCCUAUUAUGUUGUUUAGCAGUUGGAAAUUAUUUAAAUAUUAACACUCCAAAAGGAAGUAUUUGAUAUCAUUAAUUAUAUAUAAGUAAUAAAAGGAUUUAAAUUAGAAUCAAUUGAAAAAUUCAAUUUGAUAAAAGGAAAUGAUAGAGAAACAUCAUUGAUAAUUUAUAUUAUAAGCAUAGCUGAAUAGGAAAAUAUACCAGUAUUUAAAUUUGAAGAAAAUGAAGAUUAAUUGUUGAAUACUUAAUUAAUGAAUUUAAUUGGAGAAGUAUCUAAAUUCUCAUUAAUUUAAAUAUUUAAUAAUGAAAUUAAUUAAAUUAAGAUUGGUCUAAAACAUUUAGAGAAGAUGCUUACUAUUAAUGAUUAAAAUAUUAAUGACUCUUAUUAAUUAUUUUAAUAAGAAGUAUUGAAUUAUUAUAAAGUAAUUGAAAAUGAAUAUUUGGAAUAAUAAAAGCUAUAUGAAAAAUUAUGUGAUCAUUAUGGUGAGAACUAUUAAAAUUAUGAAUCUGAGAAAGUAUUCUAAAAAUUCAAUUAAUUAUUUACAUUAAUAAAAAAGGCAAAAAUAUAAUCAAUUUAAUUGAAAUUAUCUUAAGUUAAUGAAAGUAGAAUUAAAGAAACUUAAACUCAAUUAACAAGAGUUAGAUAAAGCAGUAUAUAUAUAUUUAUAUUAUAAGUUAUGAUUGAAGAAUAAGAGUAAACCAAUUCAGUUAAGAAGUAAAUAGAAUAAGCCAAAAGAUUACCUUUACAUGAAUUAUUAAAAUUAAAGAGUUAGUUCAAAGCAAAAGCGAAUGGUAAAAUAUAAGAAUGA
Molecule: messenger RNA, 1958 nt
Organism: Paramecium pentaurelia
Lineage: Eukaryota; Ciliophora; Oligohymenophorea; Peniculida; Parameciidae
Source: the annotation of a GenBank genome assembly